Messenger RNA from Cercospora beticola, 1164 nucleotides. RefSeq lists its product as uncharacterized. Gene Ontology annotation, cellular component: intracellular membrane-bounded organelle. Gene Ontology annotation, molecular function: peptidyl-prolyl cis-trans isomerase activity. Gene Ontology annotation, biological process: protein folding; protein peptidyl-prolyl isomerization. The record is from RefSeq and is a predicted model, not a curated record. NCBI's taxonomy places the organism in Eukaryota, Fungi, Ascomycota, Dothideomycetes, Mycosphaerellales, Mycosphaerellaceae.
AUGCCAUCUGCGAUCAUGGCAGCAACAACAGAUCGCCCGAGGGUUUUCCUGGAUGUCUCCAUCGGCGGAGACCCGGUGGGCAGGCUGACCAUCGAGCUGUUCGUGGACAAGACUCCCAGAACAUGCGAAAAUUUCCGACGUUUGUGCACUGGUGAGCACGAUGCGUUGUCGUACGCGAAGGUUCCCUUCCACCGAGUCAUAGACGAAUUCAUGAUCCAGGGUGGAGACAUCACCAAAGGCGACGGCACUGGACUUACGAGCAUAUACGAUGGCGAAGCUUUCGACGACGAGCAGCUCGGUUGGCGCGAGAUGGACGCAGCAGGCCUGGUCUGCUCAGCCAACCGGGGAAAGGACACAAAUGGAAGCCAAUUCUUCAUCACCUUAGAGCCAUGUCCGCAUUUGUCAAGCAAACACACGAUUUUCGGACGACUUGUAGCGGGGGAAGAGACGUUGCAGCGCAUAUCGAAAGUCGCAGUGGAUAAGACUGAUACUCCAGUCGAGCCGGUGUUGGUGUCACGCUGCGGCGAGCUGGAGAGGAAGAACAAGCAGAAGCGCGACUCCAUUCAAGACGCCCGUGCAGCGCAGACAAAUGGUGCAGAGCGAGGGCGCAGGAGGAAAAGCGACCCCUCGGACGACGAGAUGGAUACUGGUACACCUCCACCCAAAAUCGGUCGACGCAGCAGAAGGCAGAGUGACAAUGUUAUUGACGAAGGCCUUCGAGGCAGACCGAGAGCACGUUCGAACUCACGCUCAGCUUCAAAUCCAAUCGAAGAAGAGGACGAAAAUGCGGAGCAUUCACCUGCUGCAAAGCACAAGCGGAAGCGAAGCCAGUCGCCCAGUCGACACAUGGAUCGCCGCGAGGAAGGUGCAGGAUCGGAACGAAGGCGUCGAAGUCUCCCCAACCAGUACCGGGACAGAGAUGGCCGAGACUACAACGACAGUGAUCGAUAUCGGCCAAGUCCACGGCGACAUGAUUACAAACACGCUGGUCGGCGAGGCGAUGAUCGCUAUAGGCCUUCAAGAGAUCGUCGCCACGAUGACGGGAGACUGAACAGCAACGAUGGACGCCUCGGUGGAGGUUCCUCCGAAGCCUACGGAGACGCGCCAGUGAAGUUCAAAGGACGAGGUGCGAUGAAGUAUCGUGAAAACGACAGAGCUUGGUAA